Molecule: messenger RNA, 1580 nt
Organism: Aureococcus anophagefferens
Lineage: Eukaryota; Pelagophyceae; Pelagomonadales; Pelagomonadaceae
Product: expressed protein
Exons: 1
Coding region: 1-1392 (463 amino acids)
Source: RefSeq, a predicted model, not a curated record
AUGGGCGCGACGGUCUCGUCGAGUUCGUGUAGCCCCCAGCUCAUGAAGAUGCCCGGCCGCCGGCGCGGCAAGAAGGCGCAGGGCUCGCCCCUGGGCCGCGUGUUGCGCAACUUCGCCGGGAGCGGCGAGGACAGCGACGGCAUGGACUGGGAGCCCACCGCGGACGCCGGUUCUGCGGAGCAGAUGCCCCUUCGCCGCGACGACGCCGCGGCCGCGCCGGCGGCGUUCGGGAGCCGGCGGCUGCUGCGCCACCGGUCGCCCGACGCCUACAUCGAGCUCACGCCGGACAUGGUCAUCGUCGUGCUCGGCUUCCUCGACGCGCCGGAGCGGCACGCGGCCGCUUCCCCGCCAAUCUGCCGGCAGCACCGGGACCGCGUGCGCGAGAACCGCGAGGUCUGGAUCCAGCUCUGCGCCGAGGCGCCCUGGCACGUCGCGCGGCCGACGCUCGAGGGCCGGUCCGUGCCCGAGCUGCGCCGGCUGCACCGGUCCGUGCUCGACGCGAGCUCGCGCGCGCGCGGCGCGUCCGUCGACGACGUGAGCCGCAUCAUGCGCGCGCACGAGGACGUCGCCGGCGUCCAGCGGCGGUGCCUCGAGACGCUGGCCGAGCGGCUCCACUGCGAGCGCGCGCGCAAGGCCGCGCUCGAGGCGCGCGUGACGGCGCAGGUCGUCGCGGCGCUCUGGGCGUUCCUGCCCGCGGCGGAGCUCCAGGUCGUCGCGCUCCACUGCGUCGUCUUCCUCGCGCGGCCCAUCGGCGGCGCCGAGGGCAUGGUCUUCCACCGGGGCAUGGCGAGCCAGGGCCUGGACGCGUUCCUCGGGAAGCGCGGCGGCAUCGCGGCGGUGCUCGCGUCGAUGCGCGCGCACGGCUCCGUGGACUCGGUGCAGGCCAUGGGCUGCUGGAGCCUCGUGAACCUGGCCCUGAACCACCAGCAGAAGCUGGAGCUGCUGAAGCUCCGGGGCCUGGACCGCGUGCUCGACGCGAUGGAGAGCCACCCGCGCGUCCUCGAGGUCCAGUUCCGCGCGCUCUUCGCGCUCAUCAACCUCGUCAUCCCCGAGGCGGGCGCGCUCUACGAGGACGACCUCGACCUCAAGGCCGCGAACAAGCGCGUCGUGCGCUACGUCCUCGGCGCGAUGGCCGCGUUCCCGGACAGCGAGAAGCUCGUCCGCUGCGGCUGCCUCGUGCUCCACAACCUGAGCCUCGACGACGGCAACGUGCCCCACCUCCUCGCCGCCGGCGUCUCGCUCCCCCUCCAGCGCGCCGCGAGGCACCACAAGGACGCGGACGUCCAGCGCUCCGCCGUGUCGACGCUCCGCCGCCUCGGCAUCGUCCUCCACCUCCGACGAGACGGCGACGACGACGCCGCCGAGCUCGUCGCCGCGGACGCCGCCGGCUAGCGGCCGGGACGGCCGCUAUGCCGGCGCGCCGCCCGCCCGAGAGAAUCCGUCUGUGAGUGUCCCCACCUUCUUCGUCCGAAAAAAACAAAAAACAAUCGCCCGGCCGGCGCCCCCGCUUCAAGCGCGGGGCGCCUCCGCGCGCGGCCCACGCCCCAUACGGGCCGCCCUUCAUAAACCUCGCUUGUUCG